Messenger RNA from Lindgomyces ingoldianus, 1835 nucleotides. Its product is annotated as alpha/beta-hydrolase. The transcript has 4 exons. The record is from RefSeq and is a predicted model, not a curated record. Lineage: Eukaryota; Fungi; Ascomycota; Dothideomycetes; Pleosporales; Lindgomycetaceae. The coding region runs from base 21 to 1835 and encodes 604 amino acids.
CCGCUCCCCGCCGAUCAGCUAUGAGUUUAGUUUUCAAAACUCUGACGGGGUGUGCAAUUCUCCUAGCAGGCGCAAUUGCGGCGCCCACUGGCGAUGCGACACUUCGACGGCGUCAGGAUCUUCUGGGAUUAGAUCUUAAGGUGGACCUUGAUUAUGCCGUAUACAAAGGCUACAACAAUGCGACAUCCGGUCUGAACAUCUGGAAAGGAAUCCGUUACGCGGCCGCACCCAUUGGCGAUCUCCGCUGGAAAGCGCCCCGAACACCACCAACUAACAAAACUACACAAUCGGCAACAAAUUUCGGACCAACAUGCCCCCAAGUCUACCCCGCGGUGCCAAAUGUGCCAAAUGUUCCCGGGGACGAAGAUUGCCUGUUUCUCAAUGUGUAUGCUCCUGCGAAUACUAGUAAGUUGGGUAAGCUGCCGGUGUUGGUUUGGAUACAUGGAGGUGGAUAUGGAUAUGGGGACGGAACGCAGGAUAUGAGCUCUAUCAUCUCUGCGAAUAAAAGAGGGUUUUUGGGCGUGACGAUCCAGUAUAGGCUUGGAGCCUUUGGCUUCUUGUCCUCCAGCGAGGUCAAGGCAAAAGGUGUCGUCAAUGCUGGUCUGCUUGACCAAGCCUUUGCACUUGCUUGGGUGCAGAGCUAUAUUAGUAAAUUUGGCGGAGAUCCAAAGAAAGUCACCAUUUCUGGAGAAUCAGCUGGUGGGGGUUCAGUCAUGUACCACGCCAUGGCGAAGGGUGGGACUCUCGGCACCACCUUGUGGCAGAAUGGUAUUGCCGCAUCACCAUACUUAGUCGCCCAAUACGAUUUCAACGCAACCGUCCCCACCCAACGCUUCUACGCUUUCUCUUCGGCUGCUGGAUGCGGAUCCUCAGGUGCUGUUUUAGACUGUAUCAAGGCUAAAGAUUCCGCUACUCUUCAGCAAGCGAAUUGGAACGUUGGCGCGGCCCAGACAUACGGUACAUGGGCCUUCCUUCCCGUAACCGACUACAGCUACAUCCAACAACUCCCAAGCGUCCAGCUCAAAGUAAAGAAAGUCAAUGGCGAAAACAUGCUAGUAGGGAAUAAUGCCAAUGAAGGCGCACUCUUUGUUCCACCUACCAUUAGCACUCUAGCAGAUCUAACGGCUUGGUUAAAAGUAGAAUUCCCUAAUCUGUCCGAUGAGGAUAUCCAGGCAAUCCUAGAUGCCAACCCAGCCUCAGCCGCAGUUGUUGAUCCCGCUGCACCUAAAUUCGCUACCAAUGGUCUUACCCCUCCUCCAGUAACUGCGGUGAACGUCAGCCAAGUCGCUACAGGGCAGCAACAACGUGGAGACAUAAGUUCAUGGAUCCUUACCACCUAUUUCUCAAUCCCUUUAACCUUCCUGCAGAACAUAUAUGCCGAAUCUACCUUCGUCUGCCCCAGCUACUGGCUCAACAGCGCCUACGACCCCAAAUCCUCGUACCACUACCAAUACAGCGUACCUUUCGCUGGCCACACUGACGACAUAUCCGCAUACUUUGGCCCCAGUGCCCCAAACCAAUCCCCCGCAUUCAGCCUCGCCUUCCGGCAAAUCUGGGGCAACAUGGUCAUGAAAUCUAACCCCUCCAUUGCCUCCGAAGCGGCAGCGAGUAACUGGCCCGUGUGGACAGGUGAUGAAAAAUCAAGAAUGUUGAAUUUGAAUGAGACAGGAGGGACUCCGUAUACGACUGUUACCCAGUUUGGCGCCACGGUCACGCAGUUUAUGGACCCGGGGUUGCAGAAUGCGAUUUCUGUGGCGAAUGCAUGGGCGUGGGAGGGUGGACGGGGGAAGAGGUGUGAAUUUUGGAGGGGGAUUGCCGGGAAGGUACCAAUAUAG